This is a messenger RNA of Iphiclides podalirius (scarce swallowtail), 402 nucleotides long. The record is from the annotation of a GenBank genome assembly. Lineage: Eukaryota; Metazoa; Arthropoda; Insecta; Lepidoptera; Papilionidae.
AUGAGAUUGUGCUCCCUUGAACUCUCGCUUAUCCAGGUGCGGCGGCGGAGCGCUAUCCGCGGGGCGCACGACGCCGCCGUCCGUAGUCCGGUGCGAGGCGCUGGAAGCGGCGCUCAUCCGUGGAGCAGGCGAGCCCGCUAUUUGCAGAACAAUGUGGGCCUGACGUGCGCACGCCGGCGGGAAAGCGCGGGAGGGAAAACGCGGAGCCGCCGCCAGUCUCGGCCGGAAAGCGCGAGCGGCCGCGCGCCGAACGCGUCACACGCAAGCGCCCUGGCGUGCGACGAGCGCCGCGCUCGCCGCGGCGUCACCUUCUCCGAAUCGACCGCGAACGGCGACACCGCCGCCACUGAGGUCCACUGUCAAAAGGUUGGUGACCCCCCGGAACGGAGCAGCCCGACCCAC